Messenger RNA from Prorocentrum cordatum, 1205 nucleotides. NCBI's taxonomy places the organism in Eukaryota, Dinophyceae, Prorocentrales, Prorocentraceae. The record is from the annotation of a GenBank genome assembly.
UAUAGCAGACGAUCACGGCUAUGCGCGAGAGAGAAGCCUGGAGAGAAGCAGGCUGGAGGGUCGCGUUGGAAUUCAGCAGCAAGCUGAUUCCGUCGAAGACUUGUCUGACACGUACGAGGGAGGGCACCUCGACGGCGCACCGGACAGCGACGUCUACGAUUGAGAAGGCCUCACGGCCAGUGUCGCCGACCCUGAAGACGACGAUGAGGAAGACGAGGAGGAGGAGGGGGAGAAGGAGGAAAUGGGGGCCGCAGGGACAGGAUCUGGCAGAGACGACGACUAACGAAUGACGGAGGGGACGAAUAGCACGGACAAGCCCCUCACACACGCCGACAGAGUCGGCGGAUUCUGCAACCGGGGAUCCUCAGCGACGCGUCGGCAUCCCCGGCAUCGGCUUCCCAAGAGGUGGGCGUGUUGCCGUCGUGCUCCGAGGGGCCAGCUUUCGCGGGAAGGGUGGCAAGACUCGCAAGAAGGUGGGGUGUGUGAACGACACGGAAUCCCUCGAGAGGCAGGGAAGAGCCACGGACUCGCUGGUGCGCAACGUGAUCGCGCGGUUCGAGCACUACGGCAAUGAGGUGGACGUCGUCGUGACUGACCGGGAAUGCAACCUUACUGACGAGAGGAUUGUUUCUAGGAUCGGGAGGGAGCGCGUCAAGGUGCACAGCCAAAACGCAGGUGGUUGCCAGAGAACCAACAUCAUGUGGGCGAUCGGCCAGCUCCGAAACUACAGUGCUGAGCAUAACAUGCUCGGCAGCUCGUGUGGGCCGUCGAACAGUUCGUGCGUGUCGGUCGAGUACAGUUUGGUCCUCGUCGUGCGUCAUGACACCGUCUGGCAGGUGCCCAUCGACCAAUGGCCCGAUGCAGAUUUCAGGAAGGUCUUGUUCCCGUACCACUGCCCGUACCAGGAAGGCGUGCAUGAUCUGUUCGCGAUCAUGCCGGGGCCAUACCUCCAAUUCUUCUACGACGCUCUCAGAUGGAAAAUGUGUUUCGGUAAGCAAGACGGACACAAUUGCAUGAAAGGCAUGGUGCAACAGACAAAUCGAAGCAGCGUGGGUGUUGCUUUGCGAGCACCGUGGGCUGGCGGGAACAAAACGCUCAAUGUAUUUGAUCUGUGGUAUACGUAUGGCAAGAAGCGACAAUUCUGUUGAGUUGUAGUGACAUUCUGACUGACUGGGUCCCUCAUGUCUCGCCCGCGCUUCGUGACC